GCUCCUCCCGCGCUCGUCUCUCCACCAAUGAGAGAAAUGGUUACCAUAGCAACGGCGUGGUGGCGUUAGCCAAUGGGGAAAGGUAGUAUUGAGUAGCGGCCGGACAGGACUGGAGCCGCCCCGAGGCACCGGCCGCCGGGAUGGCCUCCAGCUUCAAGAAGCCCUCGCUGGGAGCAGCGUCCCAGAGGAAGAAAUCGAGUCCCAAGCCGGAGCUGACUGAAGAGCAGAAGCAGGAGAUCCGGGAGGCCUUCGACCUGUUUGACACAGAUGGCACUGGGAACAUAGAUGUUAAGGAGCUAAAGGUGGCCAUGAGAGCACUAGGGUUUGAACCUAAGAAAGAAGAGAUCAAGAAAAUGAUAUCAGACAUCGAUAAGGAAGGAACAGGAAAAAUUAGUUUCAGUGACUUCUUAGCAGUGAUGACCCAGAAAAUGGCUGAAAAAGAUUCUAAAGAGGAGAUUCUCAAAGCUUUCAAGCUCUUUGAUGAUGAUGAAACUGGCAAGAUCUCUUUCAAAAACCUCAAACGCGUAGCCAAAGAACUGGGUGAAAAUCUCACAGAUGAAGAGCUGCAGGAAAUGAUUGAUGAAGCAGACAGAGAUGGGGAUGGGGAAGUGAACGAGCAAGAAUUCUUGCGGAUCAUGAAGAAGACCAGCCUUUACUGAAACUGAAUUUUAUUUUUUUUGCACAUGUGUGUGUAUGUCUGG
This is a messenger RNA of Numida meleagris (helmeted guineafowl), 701 nucleotides long. It is a transcript of the gene CETN2, whose product is annotated as centrin 2. Gene Ontology annotation, biological process: centriole replication; nucleotide-excision repair; mitotic cell cycle. The record is from RefSeq and is a predicted model, not a curated record. NCBI's taxonomy places the organism in Eukaryota, Metazoa, Chordata, Aves, Galliformes, Numididae. The coding region runs from base 141 to 659 and encodes 172 amino acids. The transcript has 5 exons. Gene Ontology annotation, cellular component: centrosome; centriole. Gene Ontology annotation, molecular function: calcium ion binding.